Sander lucioperca (pikeperch) is the source of this 2214-nucleotide messenger RNA. Its product is annotated as trace amine-associated receptor 13c-like. The coding region runs from base 1010 to 2185 and encodes 391 amino acids. The transcript has 4 exons. Gene Ontology annotation, biological process: G protein-coupled receptor signaling pathway. Gene Ontology annotation, cellular component: membrane. Gene Ontology annotation, molecular function: G protein-coupled receptor activity. NCBI's taxonomy places the organism in Eukaryota, Metazoa, Chordata, Actinopteri, Perciformes, Percidae. The record is from RefSeq and is a predicted model, not a curated record.
UACUUUGUAAUUAUUUAGUGCAUACAGGGUUUUAAUAAAUAUACUUAUUGGGUACCUAUAUGCAAGUACAAGAGAAGAAGACCAAAGGUUGGAACAAGGGUUUAAGAAUGUAGGGUUUAAGAGGGACUAAAUUACAAUGCAAGUAUUUAAUUACUGAGCAGCUAUGUAAUAAUUACUGGGUACAAUAUUAAUAUUAUUGGGUAACAAGACAGGAACAAUGGGCUAAGAGUUUUGAUACUGAAAUGAAUAUAUGUAUAAUCAUUUAUUUUAGAAUUAUGAUUUACAAAACGUGACUGAAAAAGAGUAUUUAUUAUUAUGUUUUUAAUGAUUUUUUUGUUUGUUUUUUACAUGGGAACAACAUGGCAUGGGACGAUGGGUGACCCUUUACAGCUUUAACUAUAAAAUACUUUACUUCUAUAGGUUAAGUUUUUAAAAACUACAGUAAAACUACAGUUAGGAGGCAGAUGCACAGCAAAAUGAAAUGCUGCCAGAGAAAAUGUAUUCCCACAGUAAGCAAGACACUAACUCAGGGAAAGGUAAAACAACAAUAACAAGUAAGUAACACUUGUUAUGUGUUUGUAUCUGUGUUUGUGUGUGUAUGAAUGUGUUGCUUGGGCACUUCUCUGACAAACACAAACAAACGCAGACAGAAUGACAGGCUAGAACAUGUGAAGAGAAAGUUGUCUUUCUGCUCAUGUUAUGGGGCAGACAACCUCAGGCGGAUCUGAGCCAGCCUGUCCAUCAUUACUGUAAGUUAACCGUCUGUGCAUCGGGCGACCUGACCUGAGAGCUCCGACCAAGCCCCCAGUCUUCCUACACAUGCCUGACCUGUCACUCAGGGUCACAGGCUUGUCAAAGCUGCUUGUCUCACAACACCUGAGGUCUUGCCACAGGGAAGACUUCCGCCUGUCAUCUUUACUCAAGUAUAGUGUCCCAGUCCAGGACAUGGUUUCCUGAGGGGCCCUGCCACCUACACAUUUCGAGGGGUAUAACCGGUCUAUCCUGGGCCAUGACUGCUCUGCUUCCCAACGUCACUGUUCCUGGAAGUACAGCAGUUCUGCUGCCGACUACAGACAGUCUGUUUAACCUGACUGCAACUGCUCAGGCAGGACUCGGUUCAGGCCAGUCACUGGCCCCUCUCUGCACCCUCUGUUGCUGUGGAUUUCUAAAUCGUACUUUGGCAGUGGUGUUCAUGAUCAGCCUGGCAUUUGCCAUUGUGGUUGGAAAUGUGAUCACCCUUACUGUCUUUGUGCAAACAAGGCAGUCCCGAACACCACAGGGAUACCUGAAAGUGUCUCUGGCCAUAGCAGACAUGAUGGUCGGUGUCCUCGUGGUCCCUUUCUCUGUCUACACUGAGAUCUCUCUGAUGGUGACCAGCACACCUCCCAUUUGGUACCAGGGUAGUUCUACUUCCCCGGCCACCUCCACUUCUUUCGGGGGACUGGUGAGUCCUUGGCAGCCCUGCAUGCUGAUUGGCCCUGUGUUUGCUGGAUGCACCUUUGUCUCCAUCAGCACCAUCUUCCUCAUGACACUGGAGCGAAGCGUGGCCAUCCUUUGGCCACUCCACAAGGACGCCUUGGUGACCCGGAGAAGAACUAUGCUUCUCAUCCUGCUCUCCUGGGCUGCCAGCUUCCUGCUGGCUCUUGCACCCCUCAUCUUCAGCAGCAACUUCACUUUGGAGUACAAUGAGUGCAGUCGUAUGUGUAACUACUCCCCACUAUCGUUCGGAAGCCAGCUACCACCUGAUGCCAACAUUUUGCUGUUAUUCCCAGCAUUUGACUUCACACUGCUCGGUGGCACAUUAGCAGUAAACAUUGUGUCUUUCACUAGCAUCCGACAGUACUCCCGAAAACGCAAACUGCUCUCAGAGGGGAGUCUGAGUGACGCAGGGGGAGGAGGGGGAGGGUGCUCUCACAGGCCCUCCUUUUCAGACAUCAAAGCUGCCAAGACAAUUGGCAUACUUACAUUCGCCUUCACAGCAUCCUUCUCUCCCAUCGCAGUGUUUGUGCUCGGGAACGUGGUGGGAUACACCUGGUGUAACUUUUCCUUUUUUGCCUUCUGGAUCCUGACAGGAAACAGUUGCUGUAAUGUAAUUAUCUACAGUGUCAGGGACCAUCGCUUCAGGAAGGGUGUGAGCCUGCUCUUUCAGCGAGACCACUCCCUUCCACAUAGCGAGAAGUCCUGAGGGACAAUCUGGCCUAUCAGCACCUUUAA